GCCAUGGCGACGGAGAGGCCUACUCGCUGUCCUAACGCCCGGCACUCCACGCGCUGCCUUUUGCCCUGUCCCCCGAUCUCCCGGAGGGGAGGACCGCCGGCCGAGGGCUUUGGUUGCCCGAGGCAAUAGCCCUCCUGGUGGCCCCUUCCCUGUUUUAUAGCGGGGGGAGGGGAGGUAUCCGCCGUGGCUCUCCAGGUGUUGAUGGGCUGCAACCCCCAGAGUCGCUGGCCGUUGGUGGGAGCUGGAAUCCAACAAAUACCUCCUUCAUUCCUAUUGGCUUUCUUGUAAAGGUAGUAGCAAAGAUGGGCCGACGGGCUCACCAGGAUUACGCCCCAGAGGAAAACCAUCUUAGCCUGACCAGCUCUCCAGCUUUGCAGCAUUCACCAGCUAAACCAGCAAAAGCACUGCAAAGAGUAUGGUAUGGCUCAGUUGGCGUCAGCGGUUCCAAGUCAAAAAAGAGAACGACAGAACAAGAAGUGGAAGACCAUCGCCUGAGACAGAGUUUAGAGGCAGAGGAUGAAGAAGAAGAUAUCCCAGUGAUCCCUGACUUGGAGGAGGUACAAGAGGAAGACUUUGCCAUGCAGGUUGCAGCCCCACCCAGCGUUCAGGUGAACAGAGUGCUGACCUACCGUGACCUGGACAAUGACCUCAUGAAGUAUGCUGCUUUCCAAACUUUGGAUGGAGAGGUUGACCUGAAGUUGCUCAGUAAGGUUCUAGCUCCAGAACAGGAUGUACGAGAGGAUGAUAUCAGCUGGGACUGGAAUCAUCUCUACACAGAGGUGGCCUCGGAGCUUCUGAGCGAGUGGGACUUGGGGCAGGCAGAAAAGGAGGAGACCCUCGCUCCAGUUAAGAACGCUUGAGCCUUGGCUGUUGAGCUUUGACAGCCAGCAGUGCCUCCUUUGCUAAGCAGGCACAGCUGCCAACCACACCGGCACAACUACAGAUUACUAAUGCAUUAUAUUUUGAACCCAUGCUUUGUAUCUGAGGAAUCAUUUUAGUCCACUUAAUAAACUUGUUUAAUAGAGUUCA
Molecule: messenger RNA, 1029 nt
Organism: Podarcis muralis (Common wall lizard)
Lineage: Eukaryota; Metazoa; Chordata; Lepidosauria; Squamata; Lacertidae
Gene: IFT43
Product: intraflagellar transport 43
Biological process (GO): intraciliary retrograde transport
Cellular component (GO): intraciliary transport particle A; cilium
Source: RefSeq, a predicted model, not a curated record